UGCGUGUCGUGUUGAUGAAUGCUAAAACUGGAUAGUCAACAUGUCUACCGCUGCUGCUCAACAAAACAAUAACGAGGAGCCCGUGCUUCACGUUUGCCCUUAGGUUUGAACCUUUACCCCACCAAUGACGAUUUCCCUUCCUUCUGCCCUCUUGAUGCUUCUGGGACUAAGGCUCUUGGGUGGAGCUGGAGCUGAAUGGAAACACAGGGGCCCAGAGUGUGCAGAACAGCCUGUUAGUGACACCUGCUGCUGACCAAAUAAAUGCAAAUACUGGCACUAGUCAAACAAUGCAGACCAUGGAAGUGGUAUCUGAAAAUGAUGAAACACUUAUUGGAGGGUUGGAGCAUGUGCCUUCAUCCUCCUCUAUCCACAAUGGAGACAUGGAAAAGAUCCUCCUGGAUGCACAACAUGAAUCAAGCCCGAGUAACUCCUCCUGUGACAGUCCCCACAGGCCACCAAGUCCAGAACAGGAUGAGGGACAAAUAACGUUUGACGUGGAGAUGUCCAGCCUGAGGGGCAGCCAGUCAGAUGAAGAUGGCGCUGAGAGGGACAGAGAGGAAGACAUCCUAAUGAGCAAAGACGUAGACUGGGUUGCUGACUGGUCCAGCAGACCAGAAAACAUUCCACCAAAGGAGUUCCACUUUAGGCACCCCCGGCGUUCAGUGUCUCUCAGUAUGAGAAAGAGUGGGGUCAUGAAGAAAGGUGGUAUCUUCUCUGCCGAAUUCCUCAAAGUCUUCAUCCCUUCCUUACUCAUUUCACACAUUUUUGCUCUUGGCCUCGGGGUGUAUAUUGGGAAGAGAAUUGCCACAGCCUCCACCAGUUCUUACUGAACAGAAUAUGAAGCAGUGCCUGGAUGUUCUUCUGUCUCCAAGUCUUUCAACCAUCCUUGUGUGCUGUAUCUCUGCAUCUAAUGUACACCCACACAUCCUUUCCAACCAACAUUUAAUUCUCACACCGUAGAUGUUAAUUACAGAGGUAUACAUGUUGCGUAAUGUGGUUGCACUCCAUCACAUCCUCCACUAGGCAACAGUGAACCUAGCAGCUUUUACUUGAAUCCAGUAGAAAAAAGGUUUUGUUAUGGCUGGAAAACACAUGUCAUUCUACUAAACACGUGACAAGGAUUUGAUACCAGAUGGCUUCACAGUAUGGAAGUUUUCUUAAGUUUCUCCACUUGGUAUGAGUCAUGAGAAAGCUGGCCUUUUCUGAAUCUUCAUCUCUUCUCUGGUGUCUCAAGGCAGAGUGUAUAAUCCAAAACACACUUUAGUCCAAGCUAAUUGAAUUGGCUCUGGGAACAGAAUGGACAUUUAUCGCCUUAACUCUUUGAACUUUGGUUGACUCCUGAGAGUUUCUUUUAACAGCUUGUUUUCUUGAUGGGUGAAAAGUUGAAAUCUAGUAUUUAAGCACCAAAAUUUUACAGUGGGGUUAUUUGGGUUUGUUCUAAUAGAGGAACCAGGGCUAGAUGGCAAUUGACCAGCCCAUAUGCUAUUUUAUUCCUUUUUGCCUACAUAUCUUCUUUAACAUAUAAUAUAGCAGCAAAGGCAAAGUGCCAAAUUUAUAUUAUUCACCACUGCACAUCGGUGAUUUAGCUUAGUCUCUUUGGACUUUCUUAUAUGUUUAGGUAUUUAAAGACGUAGCUGUGAAGACAUAAUUUAAACUGUGAUCUGCGCCAUGUAAUAGACACCUUUUGUCAUUGCAUCAUUUGUUUAUGCAUUGAUAUUAAUACAUAUUAUAUCUGAUGCAUUGUGGCAGUGUUAGUAAUGCAUUUUUGAUGUUGUUCAGUUGUUAAAUCGUCAGUGGCAGAAAUCACCACAAAGGAAUAUAUACCCCGAAGCCUCAUUUAGGAGCGUCUGAUUCAUAUCUAGAGUUCACUGUGCAGUCAUUUCACAUAUUAAGGCACAAUAGGUAAGUGCACAGUAUAUGUAAAACUUCUAGAAAAUGAUAGACAAAGACAUGGACUCUAGGAAUCUUUAAGACAAUGCAUGUGAAUUCUGUGCUUCGAUGCUGACUGAACGGCUCAUUGUUUCUUCUGUUUGUGUUUGUAAAUUGAAGAUGUAAUCACAUGAAACAUCAGUGACCAUCAUGUACAUUAACUGCUCUAUUGGUUUUCAAGCUUCCAGCUUGCAUUUAAGCUUUAUAGCAUUACACAGCUCAGAAACUGUACAUAUCAUCCUAACAGGCUCAUGUACAGUGAACCAGAGUGCAAUAUGGAGCAUUUUGGAAGUUGAAUAAAGUUUGUACUGUAUACAGUGGCUGAUAUGUACAUCGGAAGUGAAUGGAGCGUUAGAUAUGCCAUAAUAACUAAUAAACGGCACAUAUCAUCA
This is a messenger RNA of Betta splendens (Siamese fighting fish), 2321 nucleotides long. It is a transcript of the gene bnip3la, whose product is annotated as BCL2 interacting protein 3 like a. Gene Ontology annotation, cellular component: mitochondrial envelope; nucleus; mitochondrial outer membrane. Gene Ontology annotation, biological process: mitochondrial outer membrane permeabilization; positive regulation of apoptotic process; defense response to virus. The record is from RefSeq and is a predicted model, not a curated record. The transcript has 6 exons. NCBI's taxonomy places the organism in Eukaryota, Metazoa, Chordata, Actinopteri, Anabantiformes, Osphronemidae. Bases 288 to 830 code for a protein of 180 amino acids.